GGCUCAGCGAGCAGCAUUGAAUCUGGAUCAGUGGAUGUGCGCAGGCUUCAGCAUUGACGAUUUUGCAACAGCUGAGGAGCACGGAGACGAGACAAGCAGCGGCUAGGUUUUCCCGCAUUGUUCAGAGUUCAAUUGCAGUAUCAAGCUUAGCUGCGACGCUUGCAACGACGGGUUGUGUCAGCAGGAACAGCCAAGAUGGCAGACAACGAUUGGAUCAAUGGUUAUCUGGAAGCAAUCCUCGACACAGAGGGUAGCGCGGUGGCAAAGCAAGCUCCGCAGAAGGGCAAGAAGGACAGCAAAAGUGAAGGGAAGGAGGCCGCCACAAAGAAGGACAGCCUCGCGGUGCCAUUCUUUGUGAAGCAGAUCACUGGCUUUGAUGAGACGGAUCUGCAUAGAACAUGGAUGAAGGCGACUGCGAUGAAGAAUGUACACGAGCGUGGCAGCCGUCUGGAGUACCUGUGUUGGAGAAUCUGGCACAUGACACGCCUGAAGAAAAAGGUUGAGUGGGAGGAGGCACAGCGCCUUGCUCGUCUGCACAUGCAGCGCGAGAGUGACAGGGCUGCAGACGAAGCUGACCUGCGCGAAGAUCCAGACACUGAGGAAGACGAGUCCACUGUGGAGUCGGAAUCUUACACUGCAUCAGAAGGGGAGGCCAAGCAGUUGGAGUCAUCAGCAAGUCUCCCUGUGGACCAUGAGAAGAAAGAGGGCAACCUCUACAUUGUCAUGAUCAGUCUCCAUGGCCUUGUCCGUGGUGAGCACAUGGAGCUGGGACGCGAUGCUGAUACCGGCGGCCAGGUCAAGUACGUUGUCGAGUUUGCCAAGGCCCUAGCAGAGCUGCCGCAGGUGUACCGAGUGGACCUCCUGACGCGCCAGAUCUGUGAUCCCAGUGUGGACUACAGCUAUGGGGAGCCGCAGGAGAUGCUGACCUCAGGUGCGCCAGAUGGGGAGGAAGGCGGGGAGGAGGGUGAGAACUACGGGGAGAGCCGCGGCGCAUACAUUGUGCGGAUACCCUGUGGCCCCAGGGAGAAGUACAUCAGAAAGGAGGAGCUGUGGCCAUUCGUCCAGGAGUUCGUGGACGGGGCCAUUGGUCACGUGACCAACAUGGUGCGAGUCCUAGGCGAGCAGAUUGGGCAGGGAGAGCCUGUAUGGCCGCACGUGAUCCAUGGCCACUAUGCUGACGCUGGAGACAUUGCCGCGCUGCUCUCGGGGGCGCUCAAUGUACCCAUGGUUCUGACGGGCCACUCGCUUGGCAGGAACAAGCUGGAGCAGCUACUGAAGCAGGGCCGCCAGAGCCUCGCCUCGAUUGACACCACGUAUCGCAUCAUGCGCCGCAUUGAAGCAGAGGAGUUUGCGCUGGACGCGGCCGAGCUCGUGGUUACGAGCACGCAGCAGGAGAUCAUUGAGCAGUGGGGCCUGUACGACGGCUACGAUGCCAAGCUGGAGCGAGUGCUCAGAAUGCGCGCCAGGAAGAACCUGCCCACACACGGCCGCUUCAUGCCACGCAUGGCGGUCAUCCCUCCCGGUAUGGAUUUCAGCCACGUGGUGGUUCAGACCGCGAGCAAGGGUUCCAGCGCUGACCUGGCGGCUCAGGCAGACGAGGAGUCCCCCAUGUCGCCCAAGCCGGACCCGCCCAUCUGGUCCGAGGUCAACCGCUUCUUCUCCAACCCGCACAAGCCCAUGAUCCUUGCGCUUGCCCGUGCCGAUCCCAAGAAGAACCUGACCACGCUGGUGGAGGCCUUUGGCGAGAACAAGCACCUGCGAGACACCGCAAAUCUGACCCUCAUCAUGGGCAACCGUGACGUCAUCGACGAGCUCAGCGAGAGCGCGAGCAACGUGCUGACCCAGGUCCUGAAGCUGAUUGACAAGUACGACCUGUACGGCCUCGUGUCCUACCCGAAGCACCACAAGCAGCCGGAGGUGCCCGAGAUCUACCGCCUGGCCGCCAGGACCAAGGGCGUGUUCGUGAACCCUGCCCUGGUGGAGCCCUUCGGCCUGACCCUGAUUGAGGCUGCGGCAUACGGCCUGCCAAUGGUCGCCACCAAGAACGGCGGCCCGGUGGACAUCCAGAGGACGCUGAACAACGGGCUGCUGAUAGACCCGCACGACCAGGAGGGCAUCGCGGACUCGCUGCUGAAGCUGGUGAUGGACCGCAAGAUGUGGUCCGACUGCCGCAAGAACGGCCUGCAAAACAUCCACAAGUACAGCUGGCCCAACCACUGCCGCCAGUAUCUCCAGAAGGUGGCCCACUGCCGGCAGCGGCACCCCAAGUGGAAGGCCCCCGGGCUGGAGUCCGACCCGUCGUACCGCACCGACUCGCUGGGCCCCGAGAUGAGCAUGCGCGACAUGAAGCUGUCGCUGGACGAGGACAACAUCACGCGCACGCAGAGCGGCAACUGGCGCAUCAAGUCCCCUGGGGAGAUCGAGAAGCUCAUGCGCCAGGGCAGCGGCACCCCCGGCGACCGCCCGGGGAAGAAGUACCCGAGCACCAACAACACGGGCCUGCAGGGUCUCCCAGAGGACGGGGACGCCGCCCCGGGCCCCCAGGCGCGGUCCACCGAGGAGCUGGGCAUGCGGAUGCGUGGGCGGAAGCACCUGGUGGUGGUCGCCGUCGACGACUACGACCCCUCGGGGAAGGCAACCGGGACCCUGGCCAAGGUCUUGUCGGCCGGGUUGAAGGCGGCCAAGACGGACAAGACCGGGUUCGCGAUUGCGACAGCGCUCACGGGGCCGGAACUCGUGGCGCUGCUGGAAGGGGCCGCGAUCGGGCUCAAGGACCUGGACGUGGUGAUCGCGGGCAGCGGGAGCGAGCUGUAUUACCCGGGCCCGCUCGGGGACGGCGAGAAGGGCGACCAGCUGACGGACUCGGCCGGGACGAAGCUGUACCCCGACCUGGACUACAAUGCCCACGUGGAGUACCGCUGGGGCGGCGACGGGCUGCGUAAGGCGAUGGUGAACAUCGUGGCGGCCGGGAGCGAGAAGGGUGCGGACGCGCGCAAGGCGGGCGGGCCGAAGCCGGUGCUGAGCUUGACGGAGGACCGCGAGCACAUGGGGCACCACCGACUGGCGUACAAGGUGGUCGACCUGGCACAGGCACCGUCCGGCUCCGAGCUGCGCCGCCGCCUGCGGACGCGCGGCCUGCGCUGCCAUGUCAUCUACUGCCGCGGCAACUCCACCCUUCACCUGCUUCCCGUGCACGCCAGCAGGAGCCAGGCGCUGCGGUAUCUUGCGGUGCGGUGGGGGAUCGAGGUCUCGAACGUGAUCGUCGUUGCGGGGUACGCGGGCGAUGCGGACCACAUCGAGCUGUUGGGCGGAUCGGUGUGCGUGGUUCUGGUGGGCGGUGUCGCGCGUCCGGAGAACGCGACGAAGGGCAGUGCCCAAGGGAGCACCGAAGAAGACCCUGCCAAGCUGCCGAACGUGGUUGCGGUCGACGAAAAGAAGGGAGUGGACGGUAUCGUCGACGGUCUGAAGGAGCUGAAGCUGGUAUGACGAGGCUGAUCGGGGCUGCACAGUAGAGCUGUUGAGGCUGUGUCUACACUCAAGAAACUCUGUCCAGUGAGGCGUUUUGCCCAAGUUGACUUUGGUCUGGUAGCACUUCCAUCCCUUCGAGUCAGCGCCGCAGGCGCUCGUAUAUUAAGAUAGGAGAGGACGUUGUGUUCGGGGCUAGCUUUCAAUAAUCUUGAAUCACAGGGCCCGCAUCCGCUGGUAUGAAGUUCAGGGCUGUCGCCAAUUUUGGCUGUAACAUUAGGCACAGGUUAAUCGAGAAGCGUUUUGUCGUACGUCUAUAACCAACGAAAGUUUGUUCAAUCUUAGAACAGAAGGCUGCGCAGAUGAACUUGCACGCUCAUGCAAAGGUUAACGACACUUUCCGAUAGGUUGCAUGCGGCCUUCCUUCCGAUCCGCUUGAUUGCAAUCAUAAUCAUGCAACAUUGUCACAACAAUCUGG
This is a messenger RNA of Klebsormidium nitens, 3943 nucleotides long. The record is from the annotation of a GenBank genome assembly. NCBI's taxonomy places the organism in Eukaryota, Viridiplantae, Streptophyta, Klebsormidiophyceae, Klebsormidiales, Klebsormidiaceae.